Messenger RNA from Gastrolobium bilobum, 722 nucleotides. Its product is annotated as NDR1/HIN1-like protein 1. The transcript has a single exon. The record is from RefSeq and is a predicted model, not a curated record. NCBI's taxonomy places the organism in Eukaryota, Viridiplantae, Streptophyta, Magnoliopsida, Fabales, Fabaceae. Gene Ontology annotation, biological process: defense response to other organism. The coding region runs from base 60 to 722 and encodes 220 amino acids.
AUUAUUUGGCCUUUGCAUUUAUACGAAACCAUUCUUGAAGUUAUUGAGCAAUUAUCACAAUGUCCUCCAAGGAGUGCGGCCACCACCACGACGACGGCAAGCUCCUCCGCAGCAUAUUCGCCGGCAUCAUCGCCUUCAUAGUCCUAAUACUCCUCAUAAUCUUCUUAACAUGGAUCAUCCUCAGACCCACCAAACCACGCUUUAUGCUUCAAGACGCCACCGUCUACGCCUUCAACCUCUCCUCCACCACCACCGAACCUUCUCCCUUCGCUCCCACACCCAACACACUCACAAUAACAAUGCAAGUCACGCUCUCAGCUCACAACCCUAACGACCGCAUCGGCAUUUACUACCAGAAACUCGAUGUCUAUGUCUCGUACCGGAGCCAACAGAUCUCACUCGCCACGGCGGUGCCGGACACCUAUCAGGGCCACAAGGACUUCACCGUUUGGUCUCCGUUUCUCUACGGUAACUCCGUGCCGGUGUCGCCGUAUGUGCUGAGUUCUCUGCAGCAGGACCAGAAUGCUGGAGUUGUUAUGGUCAACGUUAAGAUCAACGGUAGGGUCAAGUGGAAGGUGGGGACUUGGGUCUCUGGGAGGUACCAUGUUUAUGUGAACUGUCCCGCGAAUAUUGGGUUCUCCGGUGAUCGGAAUAAUGGGAUCGGAGGUGUGUCUCCGGUGGUGAAGUUUCAGUUUUGGCAAAGUUGCAAUGUUGAUGUUUAG